Panicum virgatum (switchgrass) is the source of this 1982-nucleotide messenger RNA. RefSeq names its product F-box/kelch-repeat protein At1g30090-like. NCBI's taxonomy places the organism in Eukaryota, Viridiplantae, Streptophyta, Magnoliopsida, Poales, Poaceae. The record is from RefSeq and is a predicted model, not a curated record. The transcript is spliced from 2 exons. The coding region runs from base 461 to 1687 and encodes 408 amino acids. Gene Ontology annotation, molecular function: protein binding.
AAUGAAAAGAAAUCGCGAGGGAGCCUUGCGUUCGACUUCGAGCUGCUACUCCUACCCACUACCGUGUGGUGGUGGUGGUGGCAUUAAUUGGCAGCUUUGACUGACCUCACCCUUCUAGUUCUCCACUUCUCCUUCCCUUCCCCAUUCUCCUUCUCUUCCUCUCUCUGGCUGCUGCUGGUUUGGGUUUGGUGUCGCUGCCGGUGGCUGUUGGAACGAGAGCGUCAGCUGCCAGUCGCGCCAAUCAAUGGCGGGGCCGGGGAGGUGAAGGUGCUUUCCCCCCCUCUCUUCGCCGUCGCUUCGGCUUCGAGAAGGCGCCGGCCCCAACCCCAACGAAGAACAAGGUGGGCUGCCGUCGAUCCUUCUCCUUCCUCCGGCGAUCGUAGGUCGAGGAAUUGGGGAUUUUUUUUUGCCCCCAGCAAGCAGCAGCGACGAGCCUCGCUGCCGAAGCAGCAGGCGGAGCAUGCGCCGCGUCCGGGUGUCCUCGGACCAGGCCCCCGUCCGCAAGCUCGGCGACGCGCAGAUGGCGCUCACGCCCAAGUUCCGCCUCGCCACCGCCGCCGUCCCCGCGCCCCCGGAGGGCCCCCAGCAGCAGCAGCUGCCGGCCUGGGAGACGCCGCUCAUCCCGGGGCUCCCCGACGACGCCGCGCUCGGCUGCCUCCUCCGCCUCCCCGUCGAGGCGCACGCGGCCUGCCGCCUCGUGUGCCGCCGCUGGCGCCACCUCCUCGCCGACAAGGCGCGCUUCUUCGCGCAGCGGCGGGCGCUGGGCCUCCGCGCCCCCUGGCUCUUCACCCUCGCCUUCCACCGCUGCACGGGGAAGAUCCAGUGGAAGGUGCUCGACCUCGGCCACCUCACCUGGCACGCCAUCCCCGCCAUGCCGUGCCGGGACCGCGCGUGCCCGCGGGGGUUCGGCUGUGUGGCCAUCCCCAGCGACGGCACGCUCCUCGUCUGCGGCGGCCUCGUCUCCGACAUGGACUGCCCGCUGCACCUCGUGCUCAAGUAUGACAUCUACAGGAACAGGUGGACCGUCAUGACGAGGAUGCUCGCCGCUCGCUCCUUCUUCGCCGGCGGCGUCAUCGAUGGCCGGGUCUAUGUCGCCGGAGGCUACAGCACCAACCAGUUUGAGCUCAAUUCCGCCGAGGUUCUUGAUCCAGACAAGUGCGUUUGGCAGCCCAUUGCUAGUAUGGGCAUCAACAUGGCCUCCUCGGACUCUGCUGUCAUCAGUGGUAGGCUGUAUGUCACUGAAGGUUGCGCGUGGCCGUUCUUCUCGUCGCCGAGAGGGCAGGUUUAUGAUCCGAAGUUCGACCGGUGGGAGGCGAUGCCGGUUGGAAUGCGCGAAGGUUGGACGGGGCAGAGUGUGGUCAUCGAUGGGCAUCUGUUUGUCAUUUCAGAGUAUGAGAGGAUGAAGAUUAAAAUCUAUGAUCCUCAGACUGAUUCAUGGGAAUCGGUCAGUGGCCCUCCGAUGCCUGAGCGGAUUAUGAAGCCCUUCUCCGUCAGUUGUCUGGACAGCAAGAUUGUUGUCGUUGGCCGAGGUCUCCAUGUAGCGAUUGGGCAUGUUGAGAAGCAACCUGCUGCUGGUGCCAAUUCUGGUAGCAGGAGUGCAAGCUACUCCAUUUGUUGGCAAGAUGUGGAUGUUCCUAAGGAAUUCAGUGAUCUGACACCAUCAAGCAGCCAGAUUCUGCAUGCUUAAUUUAUCUUCGAGCCCGCCGUGGUGAUUCAUAUGCAAAAGUACCCCAGCUGAUCAACCUUCUCCGGUACUAUGACUGAUCUGAUCAACUGUUUAAACUGCCCCUUUGAGCUGUACAACUGUUGUGUUCUGUAUAGUAGGCUCUUUUCCAGUCAGAUCUCUAUGAUCUGGAGCUCUUGUACCCGUAAAGAAAUAAAUCGAGUUUCUCCUGAACAGAGAGACAAACUGAGACCCUGUUGUAAGUAUAUGCUUGUCAGUUCUUGAACAGGAAAUUCUAUUUGGUUCUUUGGUCUUUACA